Messenger RNA from Cicer arietinum (chickpea), 961 nucleotides. RefSeq names its product photosynthetic NDH subunit of subcomplex B 5, chloroplastic. Lineage: Eukaryota; Viridiplantae; Streptophyta; Magnoliopsida; Fabales; Fabaceae. Gene Ontology annotation, cellular component: chloroplast. The record is from RefSeq and is a predicted model, not a curated record. Gene Ontology annotation, biological process: response to oxidative stress.
UACAAACAUAAGCUCCAAAAUACUAGAAUUUAGUGGAUAAAAUUUGUUGGGUGAUAAAAAGUGGAGAAAUAGGAUAAUAUAACCUUUAGAAAGAGAGAACCAACCAAUUCUGAUUUCUGACACAUGGCGCUUUGUUCCUCACUCUCACAUGUCCCUCCUAUCAUCACUUCUCCACCUAAACUCACUUCCAAAUUCUCCUCAUCUUCAACACCACACAACUUGCAUGGCAUCUUCACCAAAAGUAAAAACAAGUUCUUGUUGAAUGCUGGUUUCAAUUUAGUUGAGCCUGACCUCAAUGAAGAUCCUAGAGAUCAAUUUAGAACUAAUGGCAUUGAACCUGAAGAAUUUGAGUAUGGAAUAUUUGAUGGUCACCACACUUUCAAUGAAGGAGAAGAAAAGAAAGGAACAUUUUGGGGUGCAAUUAGGGAUGAGAUAGCAGCAGCAGAACCCCCCACUGGAUUUCAAGGGCUUAUUUCAUGGCUCUUCCCACCAGCCAUUGCUGCUGGGGUAUUCUUCAAUGUUCCGGGGGAGUACUUGUACAUUGGAGCAGGAAUAUUUACAAUCGUAUUUUGCAUAAUUGAAAUGGAUAAACCUGAUCAACCUCACCACUUUGAACCUCAAAUAUACAAUAUGGAAAGAGGAGCUAGAGACAAGUUGAUAAAUGAAUAUAAUACCAUGAGCAUAUGGGAUUUCAAUGAAAAAUAUGGAGACGUUUGGGAUUUUACAAUCAAGAAGGAUGACAUAACCAAAAGAUAAUUAAUUGUUUCUAAAGUUCUUGUCUAUAUCUAUCUAUAUGACAAUUACUUCUUAAAAUAUACAUGAAGGAUACCCUUUUAAAUUUGAUUUUUCUCUUGUUGCUCUUUCUGUUUUUCUGUUGAAUCAAAAUGUGUAUAUUGGACUCUAAUAAAAUAUGUGUAUAUUCCCUAUUUCUAUAAUAAUCACAAACUCAAAGUUUCAUCCA